Molecule: messenger RNA, 755 nt
Organism: Magnolia sinica
Lineage: Eukaryota; Viridiplantae; Streptophyta; Magnoliopsida; Magnoliales; Magnoliaceae
Product: protein STRICTOSIDINE SYNTHASE-LIKE 10-like
Exons: 1
Biological process (GO): biosynthetic process
Molecular function (GO): strictosidine synthase activity
Source: RefSeq, a predicted model, not a curated record
AUAUUACAUAUAUCUCUGGCUAUUAAUAAUUUCAAUUGGACUAUUUGUCAUCAAAUCUCUUCUCUUGUAGGGACUAACAUAUGGGUAGUUAUAAGUGGCGAUCGGACAGGAAGAUUGUUAAAAUAUGACCCACGGAGCAAAGAGGUGACUGUGUUACUUGAAGGUCUCGCCUUUGGAAAUGGAGUGGCAAUUAGCAAGGAUAGCACAUUCCUCCUCAUCGUCGAGACCACCACCCAAAGAAUUUUGAGGUUUUGGCUUCAGGGUUCUAAAGCCGGAGCCCUUGAAGUUUUCACCCAGCUAUCAGGAUACCCAGAUAAUAUCAAAAGGAAUCCUAGAGGAGAAUUCUGGGUAGCUACCACCAUUGGUAGUGAUAUUUUAAAAAACUCCUCUCGUUCGCACUCACAUAAAAGAAAAACAGUUUUAACAUCCAUCCGAAAAUCUAACACAUUAAAACCAGCAUCCAUCAACGAUGUGAUUGGAAUGCGUUUUAAUGAGAAUGGUGAGAUCAUGGAGGUAUUAAAUGAUAAAUUUGAAAAGAUUAUGACACGUCUUAGUGAAGUAGAAGAAAACAAUGGGAGUUUAUGGUUGGGAUCUGUGGUUGCGCCCGAUGUUGGCAUUUACAAGCUUUAGACACUUAUAUAGUUAAUUUUCUAGUAAUGUGGUUAAUCGUAACAUUUGUCUAUGUUUUCAAAUACUUAUAUUUUGUUCAAUAUCUUGAAAUAUUGAACCUAUAAUAAUGACUUGAGUUAGUUGCA